This is a messenger RNA of Papilio machaon (common yellow swallowtail), 894 nucleotides long. RefSeq names its product vegetative cell wall protein gp1-like (gene CPH20). Lineage: Eukaryota; Metazoa; Arthropoda; Insecta; Lepidoptera; Papilionidae. The coding region runs from base 81 to 839 and encodes 252 amino acids. The transcript is spliced from 2 exons. The record is from RefSeq and is a predicted model, not a curated record.
CUAUAUAUUGGACUUGUGACACAUACGUUCUCACACAUCACAUUGUACCUCGACUCAUCAAGUCGCAUUUGAUAGGAAAUAUGUCACUCCUGAGAUUACUCAUUACCAGCUUCGCCGUCAUAGCUAGCUGCCGAGCUAGCGGAAUAGGACACCUUGUCCCAGCAGUAAAAUCAAUACCGAUCGUUCGGUAUGCUCCGUUCUACAAUUUCCCGAAUGGAGUGAGAUCUAUACACGCAGUAGCUCCUCCCGCGCCGGCCUUUGCUCCUGCGUUACCUGCGCCAGCGCCGCUGCUGCCAGCUCCGUUAGCAGCACCGCUGCCUCCUCCUGUGUUACCUGCACCUUUCCUGCCGGCGCCGACUCCGGUGUUGCCAGCACCAGCAUUCGCGCCCGCACCUGCGCUCCCAGCUCCUGCGUUUGUACAGGCACCGGCGCCGGUUUUGCCAGCUCCCGCAUUCGCUCCUGCACCAGCGCCAGCUUUCGCUCCUGCAUAUGCCCCCGCGUUCCGUGUCAUCGCUCAAGCUCCUCCAGUCAUCUCACCAGUGCUUCCUAAAAUAGCUCCUGCUGUUCCAGCUCUUCCUCCUGUACCUGUCGUAGGACCUACCCAGUUCUACAGAGCUGUACCCUCUCUUCCAGCCGUUCCUUUUUCCCCUAUCGUAAGGCCUGUUGCGACAGCACUCCCGGCACCUUAUUUCAAUCCAGCUGUUGCUGCAGCGCCCGUGGCAGUAGCAAGAGCUCCGAUAGCGCAUCCCUAUGCAAGCCAUUUUCCCCAUUACGCGAAAUACUUCAGCCCUGCGCCAGUUUUCUCCGCUCCCAUAGUGAAGCAAGUCGCAUGGAAAUGAUUUAACCUCAAACUCUCCGUGACUCGGGAGUAACGUUAUCUAGUCUUAUUCAAUA